GUCUUUUGCAAGGGGGUGUCUGAGCCCACCCCUCCUGCCUGAGGCGAAUGUUGGCUCAUCUCUCUUUGGGACAGCAUCUGGGAAGUGAUAUGGGGAGAAAAGCGAGCUCCAGGUGGACUGGGCAGACUCUGAGGGUGGGGCCUUUAGAUGGAAGCUUGCUAGCUGUCAACAUCAGAUGGAGCUGGGGGAAUUGGUAAUGUCAGACCCCUUUCUACAUAUUCUUCUCUCUCAGGAAAAGAGGACCUUGGGAAGAUGUCUGUUUUAAGCAGAAUCUUUUAGAAGACAGUAGGGUGCUGAACUUACAGAGCCCUGUGCCCAAGCCCUAAGGGAAGCUGGACAAGUAUAUACAAGUACAUACAAGGAAUGUACAGUCCCCUCAACUCUCAUACUGUGACACACUCUUUCACCAAGUCAAGGCCUUCAGACACUUCACUCUAGUACUAGUAGUGUGUUCUCAGAGCCCUCCUGAGCUCUUGAAACAUCACUGCUUCAAGGAAAGUCUUUCCUUCCCCACCUUUGCAUACCUGCUUCCUGUCCCCCUUCUUCACUGCAAGAGCUGUUGUCCCAGUUAUGGUGUAGCAGUUGUGUAAUCAGGCAUUUCUUGUCUGUGUACCUUGCUAGACUGGAAACACUGUAGGCCCCAUCACCAGCACUGUUCUUAGCACCUAAUAAGUGCUCGGAACUAUUUGCCCUUGUUGGCUUAGCUGACCCUUGUGAACUGAGCACAGGCUUUGAAGUCAGAUCUGAGCUUGCCUGUCUGGACCAGGUCUCCAGAAGAGCCUCAGUGAGCUGUCUCUGAAGAAGAGAUCAGUUCAAAAUGCGGUGCGCUUGCUGAUGCGAAAAGAUGGCUGCUGCCAGUUUGGCUGUUUUCUGCAGAAGAGUCUCAGCCGCUCUGAAGGCUUCUACGUCGUUAAUAAGUUCUCAGGCCCUUGCUAGCACAGGUUGCAGGUUUUCUCUGAGUCUGUUGACUAAGAAUACACCAAAUGUCACAUCUUUUCACCAGUGUAGAUUACUUCAGACCACAUUGUCUAGGAGAGGACUGGAAGAAUUUUUUGACGACCCAAAGAAUUGGGGGGAAGAAAAGGUGAAAUCUGGAGCUUCAUGGACCUGUCAGCAGUUAAGGAACAAAAGUAAUGAAGAUUUACAUAAACUUUGGUAUGUUCUCCUGAAAGAAAGAAACAUGCUCCUAACUCUAGAGCAGGAAGCUAAGCGGCAGAGGCUGCCAAUGCCAAGCCCGGAGCGCUUAGAAAAGGUAGUAGACUCCAUGGAUGCAUUAGAUAAAGUUGUCCAGGAAAGGGAAGAUGCCCUCAGACUUCUUCAGACUGGUCAAGAAAAGCCUAGACCCGGUGCUUGGAGAAGAGACAUCUUUGGAAGAAUCAUCUGGCACAAGUUCAAGCAGUGGCCUAUACCUUGGUACCUAAAUAAAAGAUACAAUAGAAAAUGAUUCUUUGUGCCCUACGUGGAACGUUUCGUCAGAUUGAGAAUUGAGAAGCAAGCCCGCAUCAAAGCAAGGAAGAUAAGUUUAGCACGAAAGAAAGAAAAGUUUCUUCAGAAAAAGUUUCCACAUCUUUCUGAAGCCCAGAAGUCAAGUGCUGCCUAAGACGUCUUAACCAUAAUUUACCAUUUUGUUUUUCUUGGAUUACAUACAAGAGUAAAUACUAAGUGGUUUAUAAAUAACUUGUGUUUUUAGUCAAAGGACUGUCGAUUGUUUUAAGAGUUAUUAUGGCAUGCUAAUUUUGGAAGUGGUCAAAAUCAGAUAUAAAGUUCAGAUUAAAUUUCCAUUUUAUAAA
Bubalus bubalis (water buffalo) is the source of this 1790-nucleotide messenger RNA. RefSeq names its product 39S ribosomal protein L47, mitochondrial-like. Gene Ontology annotation, molecular function: structural constituent of ribosome. Gene Ontology annotation, cellular component: mitochondrial ribosome; mitochondrial large ribosomal subunit. The record is from RefSeq and is a predicted model, not a curated record. Gene Ontology annotation, biological process: mitochondrial translation. Lineage: Eukaryota; Metazoa; Chordata; Mammalia; Artiodactyla; Bovidae.